AUGGCAUCCGACACCGAAGUAAGUAUAUCCCGGAACACUCCUGAACCACCAACUUUUACAGAAGAUGAAGAUAAUAAUCCAUUUUCUCAUCAGGGAGGUAUAAGCGGAUUUAUAAAUCAAGACGAAGAAGGAGGUGAAGAAUCAUUAUUAUUGGGUAAUUCACGUGCAGUGAAUGAUACAGUAAUAGAUGUACCGAUUAAUGUUGAAAGCCGAGUAACUAAGCUUUUAAAACCGAGUAAAAAGGUAAAGAUUGAAAUUACUGAGGCUGGUAAUUCUAAUGAAGGUAUGGUUAACUCUCUGAAGAAAUAUGUGGUAUAUACGAUUAAAUUAAUUAAUUGUGAAGAUAUUAAGGAAGAAGUAUUAACGAGGCGAAGGUAUAGUGAUUUUGAAAGUUUACGAGAUAUUCUUACUAAGAUAUUUCCUCUAAUUAUUAUUCCUCCUAUACCUCCAAAGAAUUAUCUUAAUUUAACAGUAUUGAAUGGUUUAGUUAGUCAAGCUCAAUCAAUUGAUAAUGGAAAUGGUAAUAGUAAUAAUGGUGAUACUAAUGGAUCUGAACUGCAUCAUCCUCAAUCUCCUUAUUCAUAUAUAAAUUCAACUCAUUUGGCUAAGAAUAAACUAAUUGAACAUCGGAAACGUUUAUUGGCAAAUUUCCUUAAUAAUUGUUUAAAGAUUCCUCGAAUUCGGAAUCUUCAAUUCUUUGCUAAAUUCUUAGAUCCUAAUGCCAAUUGGACUGAUGAAACUGUACUUAUGUCUAGUCAAUUACCUAAAUCCAUCUAUCUUCUGAAUCCUGAAAAUGGUUUAAAGACUGAUCCAAUCUAUGCCAAUCUUCCUAAUCCCAGUAAUGGACCUACUAUGUCAUUCUUUAAAGAUAAUCGAAAGAGAAUUACUAAGAAAAUCUUGAAUGGUGAUAGUACAGCUAAUGGUACUCUGCUGCAUCUUCUGCUGCUGCUGCUGCAGGGUCAAACCAAUGGUAAUGGUAAUGGUAAUGGCAAUGCAGUCAUAGAAAAGACUACUAAUUCAAAAUAUAUUAUUAAUACUUCAGGAUUAGAUGAAAUCAACAAGCGUAUAAUGGCCAAUUAUAUGGGAUUAUCAAAUGAUUAUGCUGAUUUAGGUACCAUAUUCAAUUCCUUUUCCUUAGCAUUAUCGGAAUCAUCUAAAGAAGGUAAGAAUUCUAAAGCUAAUGUAGUAUUUGAUAAGGUAGGACAAGCAUUUGAUAGAUCCUAUAUAACCAUCAAUGGAUUAAUUGGAGAUUUAGAAACUAAAUUUUCUGAACCAUUAGGUGAAGCAGUACAAUACUCGAGUAUACUCCAGUUCAUCACCAAGUACCAGAACCGUAAAUUACGCCAGAAGGAACUAUUGGAUCUAGAAUUAAAAUCCAAGAAAAAGGAGCUUCUGGAAUUACUUCAUACGGAAGAAGAGUCUGGAAGAAUAGAGAAUGCAGUAAACUCUGAUCCUCAAGCUAAGGAUACCAAGUAUAACUUGGAUGAUGCCAUAGCAAAAGAUAGUAACAAUAAGAAAACACCACCAGAACCAACUUCUACCACUAUUACAACUACUUCAACUACUUCUACUUCUAGAUUUAGAUUCCCCAGCCUAAAGAAGAUUACUCAAUACGUUAGUGAAAUCAUUGAUCAGAAUCCUGAACAAACCCGUCGCCAACGUAUAUCAGUACUUCAAGAAAAGAUUAAAAUAUUUGAGAAAUGUCAGAAUAUAAUGCUUGAAGACAUAUCGUAUAUAACUGAUGAAGUUAAUAAAGAUUUCCAGGCAUUCCAUAAAGAACAGUUAAAGAUGAUUUACGAAAUAUUAUUAUGUUACAACCGAUUUCUCACUGGUUGGGCUAAAAAGAACAUUGAAAUUUGGGAAGAGAUUAAAGAAGAAGUAUAUAAACUAUAA
Molecule: messenger RNA, 1893 nt
Organism: Scheffersomyces amazonensis
Lineage: Eukaryota; Fungi; Ascomycota; Pichiomycetes; Serinales; Debaryomycetaceae
Exons: 1
Coding region: 1-1893 (630 amino acids)
Molecular function (GO): phosphatidylinositol binding
Source: RefSeq, a predicted model, not a curated record